GCUUCUUUUGCGCAGGCGCGGCAGCCGGCGCGGCUGCCCUUCGCCAAGAUGGCGGACGACAGUGAUACAGCAGUGAGGCGGCCGUCAGGGGAGGAAGAGAACGACCAGCAGCACUGCAGCGACUGCGAGAAUGAGGACGAGCACAACUGCAACCGAGGGUGAGCGGCUCUGAGCCGGUCCGGGUCGGGCCUCCACUCUCUGGUGUGAGGGGAGCCGCCCUGAGACACAGCCGGCGGAGGGGGGGGGGAGGCGGUCCGGUGGGAGGUGGAGAGAAGAGGCGGGAAAUAAAACCUGCCCUGCCCACUUUCCCUUGGUGCGGCUCUUGAUUGGCUGAGGCGACUGGGCGGUUGCGUCCUGAGUGGUUGGUUGCUCUGCCAGUCCGAAAGGGGGAGCCGCUGGUUCCUCGCCCGUUGCAGACCAGCGGCGUGACCGCGAAAGCGAAGCGUUUGCCGGGCCUGUUUCGUGUGAGGGAUAAGGAGACCCGCCAUAGGGAGGGGUCCGGGACCUAGAUAUUUGGGGGUUAUAGGGUGGAUGUGAAGGAAGUGGGCUUGAGGGAAAGUGUAGCCUGGGCGAAGGAGAGACUGGGACGGUUUUUAUUGCAUGCUUUUAUUGUAUAGAAAAUGCAUGUUAUUCUGUAGCUCUAAGCAUAAGGUUGGUUUCUCCUCUCCCCUACCUCCCAAAAAAAUAAGCUGUUACUGCACACCACGAGUUCCUGUGCCUUUAAACUGCUGGGUGAGGGGCAGAAAUACAAGAGUUGCAUUUCCACACACACCUUGGCUGGAGAUUCUGAAUUUCUGCCUCUCACAAAGCUGUUAAAAGAACCUUUGUUGGGGGCAGCCGGAUACACUUGCCCCAGGCUCUGGAGGGCUAAGCCAGCUGGGGGGCACCGCCAGGGACCUGGUUGGCGGUGGGUCAGGGAGCGAAAGCGAAAAUGGCAGCUGCAACCCAAACGAGAAGCCUCUGCUGCAUUCUUAUUUUUUAAAAAAAGCAUUUCUGCCUAUGAAUGUGCCUUUUUAAGUAGUGUAAUCUAACCAAUUAAUGUGUAGCAUUAUUAGGGAAUAUAUGUAGUACCAAUGGGAAACUUAAUUAGGACCAGCUGCUUAUAUCUUCUUUUUUUGUUACUGUCAUAAAUCAUCCUUACAGUGGUACCUCGGGUUACAUAUGCUGCAGGUUAAAUACGCUUCAGAUUACAGACUCUGCUAACUACAAGUACCUCAGGUUAAGAACUUUGCUUCAGGAUGAGAACAGAAAUCGUGCUCUGGUGGCGCAGCAGCAGCGGGAGGCCCCAUUAGCUAAAGUGGUGCUUCAGGUUAAGAACAGGUUCAGGUUAAGAACGGGCCUCCGGUACGAAUUAAGUACUUAACCCGAGGUACCACUGUAUUUGAAAUCACCCUGCUGCUUUUAUGGCAGGGUGAUGCACUAAAUGGUUUCUCAGUUGCUUUCAGGCCAACCUUACAGGAUUUGCUCCCAGGAUAUAUCAAUCUAGUGCCUUUUUUGUUCAACAAGUAUGAAAACAGGGACAUGUUAUGGACAAGCAUUUAUUUGAAUAUGGCCAUUCCUCCUCAAAGUCUUCACCCUUGCUGCUAAGCUUAUUUUUGAUCGUUGUACCUACAUAGAGAACUAUAGAACUUGGGCUCAAAAAGGCCAAGUAGUCAUUAGCUGCACUAGCAGUCUCAGAACAAGAACAUCUGCACACAAGAGGCUUGCCAGACCUUAGCAUAAUGUGACUCAACCAGAGCAGGACUGACUAAAACAGUAUUUGGGAAAUGUACGACAGCUGAGGCGCACACCCGUUUCUGAAUUCAAAUAAGAUGCACACUUUCGUACUUGUCACAAUAAAUGUUUGUUUUGGUGGUGUAAGAAAGAAUAAGGAUGGCCUGCAUCAAGGAAGCCCAUCCCCUGUGUUCUUGCAGGAACUGUUCUGAGUGUAACUCCUGGUGAAAAAAGGAAAGGCAGCCUCCCCUGUGUGCAGGUGCUAUGGGCUCACAGGAACAUCUGAUUAUGUAGUUUUAUUUUUUUGAUGACCCACUAACACUUCUCUCCCUGUAAAUCAUUGUGUCACAGUACAUGGUUUGAGAAUUACUAGCAUGAGUAGUAAUGCUCUUGCCAUUAAGUAAGCCCCAUUGGACUCAGUGGGGCUUUCUUCUGAAUAGAUGUGGAUAGGAUUCUGCUGUGAGGUGCCUGUAGAGUAGACUCCGAAGUACAAACUUGACUUGUUGGCUUUUGGGAAAGGCAGAAAAUUUCCUAGGUCACUGCUUGAUCUAAAACUGGGAUGGAAAGCAUUUUAAAUGCAGUUAUCUGUUACAGGAGACAGAUGAUGAUGAUGUCUUCAAAAGUUAGUAGCUUCCACAUACACUUAUACAGUUUCUGGGCGCAAAAUGUGAAAGAGCUAAGGGGGCUAUUUUCAUUUACCAUAGGCCUGAGUUAGAUCCAGAUUGUCAAGAAAAAAUAAUCAGUUAGAGUGUUACAAGAGUACAGUGGUACCUCGGGUUACAUACACUUCAGGUUACAGAAGUAGUACCUCGGGUUAAGAACUUUGCUUCAGGAUGAAAACAGAAAUUGUGCAGCGGCAGCAGGAGGCCCCAUUAGCUAAAGUGGUGCUUCAGGUUAAGAACAGUUUCAGGUUAAGAACGGACCUCCAGAACGAAUUAAGUACUUAACCCGAGGUACCACUGUACAUACAGUCAAACCAGCCAGUGUCUUGCUGUGUACUUCUAGUUUUCUUUGAUACACUUGAGGAAAAAGGUUUGUUACCGUAUUUUUCGCCCCAUAGGGCGCACCUAGUUUUUUUGUGGGGGAAAUAAAGAAAAAAAAUUUAUUUCCCCCCCAGGUGCGGGGGAAGCCCGAGCUUCCCCAGCCCCCAGAACAGGCUGCUAUCCGCAAGCCUAGGGAGCCCGGCAGGAAGUCGUGCUGGUCUCCCCAGGCUUGCGGAUAUCUGCCCGAAGUUGCGCAGCUCUCCGACAGCUUGCGGAGAGCUGCGCGAAGCCCGAAGCCUGCAGGCAGCUCUCCGCCCCAGGCUUCGGGAUGCAGGCAGCUCUCCGCAAGCUGUGGGAGAGCUGCACGACUUCGCGCCGGGCUCCCCAGGCUUGCGGAGAGCUUCCUGAAGCCUGGAGAGCCAGAGGGGUUGGUGCGCACUGACCCCUCUCGCUCUCCAGGCUUCAGCGAAAGCCUGCAUUCGCCCCAUAGGACGCACACACAUUUCCCCUUCAUUUUUGGAGGGGGAAAAGUGCGUCCUAUAGGGCGAAAAAUACAGUAUGUAUAGGGAAAAGCUGUUUUUGCACUCUAUGACUUGAAACAGCUCUUCUAUAUCUAAAUAACCCCUAAAUAUCAUCUAAGGAGCGUGCAUGUGCUCAUUGUGAAUGAGCCUCUUAACCACAGUUUGUUUUGAAGGCUGAAUUGACCCUGUAUGUAUGAAAGAUGAGAACCACUUAAAAUUCAGGUGGUGGAAAUGUAGCUAUCGAAUUAGAUUAAUCUGUUGAGCAUGUAUUUUCCUGUUCAGAUGAACACUUACAGUACUCUUUUAUAUCUAAUUAAAUGAUUUGUUCUUUCUCCCCUGCUGGGGCAGGUAACAAAGCAGCUUGUGCAUAUUUUCCACUCCUUUGUUGCAAAGUUUGCUUAGAACUUGGGGGGCGGUACGACAUCCCUGUUACACAAGUAGGUGGUUGACAGAGGGAGGAAUAAAUGCCUUUGAAGCAAUAGCUGCGGCACUUGGCUCAUCUUUCUAGAGGCUUCUUGCCUGAAAAGUUGAGUUUUUUUGGGUUCUUUCAUCUCUGCAAUAGGUGUCACUGGUUUGUGGACGGACCUUCAGUCAUUUAAAGUGUGUCUGUUUUUAGAUGACCCAGCCAAAACUGUUUCCUCAUUGUCACUAUUAUCAAUCACAUACAGUGGUACCUCUAGUUGCGUUCACCUCCAGUUACGUAUCCUUCGGGGUACGUACGCAGCAAACCCGGAAGUAUUUUUCCGGGUUUCACCGCAUGCGCAGUGCAUGCACAGAAGUGCUAAACCAUACGCAGAAGCGGCACCUCCAGUUGUGAAUUCAUUGGGAUGCGGCCUGACCUCCAGAAUGGAUCCCGUUCGCAACCGGAGGUACCACUGCCACAGUGGGAAUAUGCAUGUGAGGCUAUCCUGGCUUAAUCAGUCUGGUUUGGCUUGCCUCUUGGUUCAUAUUCCAUGUUCUGGUUUGAUGUGGUGUAGCACCCAUAAUCCAGAUCUACAAAGUAAUGGCUUCCUUCAGCGUACUGUGGGAAUCUGUGGAAGCUGCUGAACUGUGGGUUUUGAGAUAGUUAUUAUUAUUUAUUGGAUUUAUACACCACCCUAUACCUGGAGAUCUCAGGGCGAUUCACAAACGAAAUCAUAAUAUAUAAAAUCAAAUUAAAAACAAUAGCCCAGUAAAAAACCCAAAAAAGAGCCACAUUCUAAAAGAGUAUUGGAUGUCAAUAAGAUCAACCAAAUACCUAGUUAAAAAGGAAUGUUUUUGCCUGGUGCCUAAAGGUGUAUAAUGAAGGCACCAGGCGAACUUCCCUGGGGAAGGCAUUCCACAGAUGGGGAGCCACUUCAGAGAAGGCCCGUUCUCGUGUUGCCACCCUCUGGACCUCUCAAGGAGGAGGCACACGAAGGAGGGCCUCAGAAGAUGAUCUCAGGAACCUGGUAGGUUCAUAUGGGAAGAGGCAGUCCUUGAGGUAUUGCUGUCCUGAGCCGUUUAAGGCUUUGAAUUGGGCCCAGAAAGCAAUUUUUGUUUCUUACAUGAUACGGUAAGAGUUAAGGAAGAUUCUGGAAGUGUUUCGAUAAAAACAAUACUUAGCAUGUGUAUAGUCCCCCCCCCCUAGUUUUAAUUGUAUUAAAAGCACUUUUGGGUUGAAAGUGCUUUUUAGAUAUUAAAGUCACUUCCUUUUUAAAAUCCUUACAGCAGCUCAUGUAAGGUAGGUUUUAUUAUUCCAAUUUUGUAGAGGGGCCUGCCUAAGUCUUUGUGAAUGCAUUGGAAAGGGCACAUUUGAAUCAAGGACUUCAGUUGCUGAUGUAGAUUGUGAUAUCACAACAUGGGCAUGCACUUGGGGCUCUUAAAGCAUUGCUUCCAUGGCUCCCACUAUCUUGUGACCCAGGCGUGGGGGCUGUGUGGAUCUUCUUUGCCUUUCUAUUUUGGGUGUGUGCUGCUUGUUUGGUUUUGCUUCUUUCAGUAAACUGGAACUAUCCACUCUUGAUGGAGGAACCUGGUUUGCUUUGCCCUCAACUAGUGGUGCACAAUGCGACCUUGUGGCUUAGCUGUCUGGUGGAGGUGAGUUGGCUUGGGAAGGACCCUACUAAGGGUUUAGAGAAGAGCCUUCUAGCUUUAUGGUUGUCUUGCCAGAUCUGGGGCACAAGAUACAGCACUGCAGCUGAAAAGUCUGUCUGUCUCUUUUCUCUUAAUUCCACUUGGGGCAGGGAAUUCCACUUCCCUGACCCCAGCAACUAAGCUGUGAAGGGAGACUUCAUGCUGCCUAUCAGAGCAGCCUCCCAACUCCUACUUGCGUGGGGAUCUCUCAGCUGUGAAGGGAGGCUUCACGCUGCCUAUCAGAGUUUGCCAGACACCAUCUAAGGAGCCUGCAUGUGCUCAUUGUGGAUGAGCCUCAUAAUUCUUAACCAUGGUUUGUUUUGAAGACUGAAUUGACCCUGUAUGUAUGAAAGAUGAGAGCCACUUAAAAUUCAGGUGGUGGAAAUAUAUCUAUUAAAUUAGAUUAAUCUGUUGAGCAUGUAUUUUCCUGUUCAGAUGAACACUUACAGUACUUUGUCGUGGAGUACUUUAUUUGCCACUGAGAAACAUAGUAUUUUCACUGCUGUCUCAGUAGGAUCAUUGCUCCUGUACUAAUAACCAGUGAGCAUCACAUUUUUGAGUGUGUGAGCAUUUGCAUUGCAGGAGAUUUGUGAGAUUCUCUGGCAACUGUGACAUGAAUGGCAAUUGUGUGUAAAACUUAUUGUGUGCAAAACUGUACAGAAUGUGAUUAGUCUGUGCUAAAAUAGCUUUAUGCUGCAGUCUGAUUCUCUAUUUGGUUCCACUGCAAUGCAUGACCACACUACGCCGAGAUUCCUUAAUAUCUAGUCCAGACUUAUCCCUCUGGUUUCUGAAAAGAUUACUUGCUGUAAGUAUUAGCUGUAGAUUUGCCAAGUAGGACUUAGAAGCACCUACAUUUGACGUAGCAUGGCUCAGCAGUCACUGUGAAACACUGGAGCACAGAAGUCUCUGAUGUGAAGCAAUGAGUGUUACAUUGCAAGGAUGUAGAUUUUAGCUUAACAUUAGAACUUCAUAAUCUGAAGAGCCAGUCAUCAGGCAGCAAGCAACCCAGAGAAGUUAUAGCAUAAUGGUUUUAUAGUUGAAGCCAUGCAAAUAUCUGUCUGGGGUGCUUCAAUCAUGUCAUUGAUUGUUUUCCUGUUUUAGAGGAAGUUAGAUUCAAAGAAUGACUUUCAGCCUUUGUUCUAUAGAAUCCUGGAAUUCCUUAGCAACUUAUGCAUGAUUAAUAAAAGGAAAUUUAUGCUGCCUUAGAUUCCACAAUGAAAGAAAGGCGGGAUAUAAAUAUACUCAAUGAACAAAACAAAAUAAACUUCCCUAAAAAAACAGGUUGUCUGUCAGUGUGUUGUGCAAUGUACUACCACAAAGAUGAAUGGGGAGGGGGUAAAAUUUCAUACUGAGCAGUAGCAAAGCCCAAGAGGCAUGGCUCCACAUAAAAUAUUCCUCCAUCCCCAGAAUCUUUUUCCAACAGACGGGUUCUGCAGCAGCUCCUUGGUGGCUUCCAUUAGGAUUUAAAGUUGUGAGAGAAGCUCUUAUCUUGGACCUAAAGCCAACUUUUGCUACUUGUUUGGGUUUGCCAGCCAUUAACAAACAGCUUGCACACUACUAAUAGAGAAUGCUGUCUGGUUUGUGCACUUGGCUUGUGCAGGGCUGCAGUGAGGCUCAGUAGAUUUUGCUGACACCCUGUGCUGACAGAGAGCACUCACUUGGAAGAUACCCCAGAAUCAUAUGCAGCACACAGAAUUUCCAUGGCAGGCAUGCAGAUUCACGUAGGGGGACAUUUCGAACCAGUGUUCCAUGGCGGCACAUCAUAUGUUCCUCCAUGGAAAGAUAUUUGUGGUGUGGGAGAGUGGGUGCAUUGUGGGUACAGGGAACUUAUUUUAAUUUUGAUACCUUCCUUUUCCCUGAAAACAAGGCCAAUAUAUUAUUUUAAUCCACAAUAACAAAACAGUGAUUAAGAAGAGCGACAGAUCGCGUGCUAGAGGAUUACUUUGCAGUUUAGGCAAAAAAACGGGAUUGCAAAGAAUGCUCAAGGUAUAUUGUCUUUCGUCUUUGCAGCAGCCAGCAUUGUGCUAAAUUAGAUAGGAGUUACAAGCUAAGAGUGUGCAUAUUGUGCUAUGUGGAUAGUCCAUAACUGUGUUAUAACUAGUCAGUGCUGGUGCAGUAUUGUCAGGGCUUCUCACACAAGCAGUUCAAUAAAGUCUCAUUAAGGUGGAAAAAUUGGGCCGAGGCAAAAUUGCAGAAGACCUGGUCGCCUCAGGUAACUUGAGCAAAUGAGUCGUGUCACAUACUGCAGUCAACCCUUCUUUCCCAAUUCCUUGCAAAACUGGAACACAGAGAUACCCUCCUUCCCCUACACCACAAGAAGCUACAGAUUGUGUAAAGCGCACACAUUUAUUCCAUGCAAUUUAGUCUGUAUAAUUUGGGGUUCCAGCCUUGCAAGACGGAAGGAGUCAGAGCAGUGGUUUCUUUCUUCCCGUACAUCCACUAAGGAGCUAGCUUGAAAGAGUGAGUUUCCCCAAGGUGUAUUGGUCAAAAGAGACCACGCAGAAGCAAACUGUGACCUUGGCACCCGGCCCCAGCUCCCUUCAAGCCCUGCUCUUAGCAGUUGAUCUGUAAAGUCCCAUCAGUCGUGUUUCAUUUCUUCCUCAGUGGCUUAAGCCCAGCUGAUGACAGUGGGGGGAAAAAGAAGAAAAAGAAACAGAAGCGGAAGAAGGAAAAGUCGGAUCAAGUUGAUUCAGCCCAAGAUCAGACAGUAAAGGUAAAAAGCAAAAAUAUUUUGCAACAGGUUGGUCAUGUUGAACCAUCCUCAUGUUCUCUUCCACUCCCUGAGCCUCCCGUUCCCUAUACUGUGUUCUUUUUUGGGUACCCAUAAAGUUAAAUUAGGAAAGGCUGGUGGGGAUAUAUGCAGGGGAAGUUCUAUGGGGACUGGUUGACCUACAUUGUUGCAUUUACAUUUGUUCUGUUUUCAGUGCGGGUAGAUGAGGAAUGGUGGGGGUGGAGGGCAGUGUAGGCUUUGAAUGUUCAAUGGUUUUAAGGGGUAGCAGGAGAAUGUCCUCUCCAAAAUUUUAAACUUUCAGGGAGGGGGGAAAGUAGGACGUGGUGGUCAGUUGACUCAUUGUGCCUUUGGUGUCUUUGCAGGUGACCUUGCCAGCAGAAAGAAUGCAGGAGAUUCAAAAGGCCAUUGAGCUGUUCUCCGUAGGACAAGGACCUGCCAAGACAAUGGAAGAAGCCACCAAACGCAGCUAUCAGUUCUGGGACACACAGCCAGUCCCCAAAUUAGGUACAUAAUCUUCUCCUUUCCUCUUUUUCUUCUAUCUGGCUGGCUUUAAAUAGUCUCAAAACAUUGGAGAGAUCUUUCCAGCCUGUUACUAUGCCAAUUUGGGCAAUGGUUCAGCAGUCCCCAACAUCUUGUGCAUUCCCCAAACCUCAAGAAACUGUGUAAAUUGUGUGAGUGGUCAAGCUGUGUGAUGUUUCAGUCCCAGAAAUGGGAUUGCAGGUAGGUUGGGGAAUCAGAGAAUGUGGGCCCUUGCAGCAAUGCUGCAGACGGGAUCUUACUAGUUCUCUUGGACAGAAGCAUAUGGGACCUGGAAGAAUUGGGGGUCUGGAGGCUGGAGUUGCCCAGGAAACUGUGCUAACGCAUGUGGAGGGCUAGGAAGGUCCCUUCAGUAAUUAUUUGUCAUGCAUGACAGCAAUCCUCUCUCUUUCUCCACCCAUUCUCAGGAGAAGUAGUGAACACUCACGGACCCGUUGAACCAGACAAGGACAACAUCCGCCAGGAGCCCUACACUUUGCCUCAGGGUUUUAUGUGGGAUGCUCUGGACUUGGGGGAUCGAGGUGUGGUGAGUAGGGAUGCAGCAGAACUAACCAUCCUAGAAGGUUCUCCUCUAAACCAUCUCCACCAACCUGCCCCAUUGCUACCAUAGCGUCCAGUUGUUCCAUCUCAGGAUUCUGACCACUUGCAUUUUAAGGCUUUCCACAGCUUCGCUAGAUGAUCCAUAUUUCUCUUCUUUCCCUGUCCAUUCCGUGUUUGGCUUUUCUUCUGGUGUCUUCAUUUUGAGCAUGCCGCUGUUCCUCUUUCUUUCUCUCCCUUUGCCCAGAGAUUCCUCCUGAAAACCAGCUAGGUUUUUGUGCGGGUAAAGUUUGUCAUAGGAUUAAUCUCAUAGCUUUAAGCUUGGCUGGCUGGCUUGAGUCAACUGGAUCUCUUCCUGCAUCUCUGCAUUGUUCUGCCUUGUCCACUUCUCUUCAUUUUGCCCUUGUUUGUGCCAUAGUUUUUCCGCGUGGCCCAAAACCUUUCCUGCUGAUCAUGUAGAGACUACCAGCACUUUAAGAGUCAAUUUUUAUUGACUCAUUUACCUUUUAAAGAUGUUAUUAUUGAUAUAAACAUUUACAUAUAUCAUUUAAAACAUGCGCACAAUUUCAUAACACUUUGUUUUUUUGUAACAUUGACCUGAUCUUUUUAUCUCUUAAAAACUGGCCCUCUGUUACUGGUUUGAGACUCAAGACUACACUCGUACAUCAACAAUGGUUUGAUGUUACUUGGAUGAGUUGUAGCAAGCCUGAGCAAAGCAUUGGGCUUUGCAGUCUCCCCUCUCCUGCCACUAUGCAGCCAGGGAAAGGACUUGUACCCAGAGAUGGGUUUUGCUUUGCAAGAAGGUUAGCAACUUCCUGUCAUAUGAGUCGGGAAUCCUGGCUGAAAACAAACUGGCUAGUUAAACAAGCCGAUUACAUAACCCUUGUCUUGAAGUUGGAUUGUUGUGAAACUUUGCAGGGGUUUGGUUUCGCUGUCAGCAAGUUACAGCUUGUUGUGUCACACAGACCAAGAAUCGUAGCUUAAAACAAAAUCACCCCCCUAGCUGCUAAAUCACAGUUGAGCAUUGUGUGUGAACGCAGCCUUUUUGUCCCAGUCUCAUUUUAAAAAAAAUGUUUGGUACAUUGCAGCCAAGACACACCUGUCCCCUUAAACUACUUUGUCAUUGUGUAGCAAUUUUUGUUGUGUCAGUACUUCGCAGGGUAGUUGUUAGGGAGGUCCUUAAGAUUCUUCUGCUGGUAGGCGAUUGAGAAGAUAUGAACUACAAGUAGAAGUUGAAGUCGGGUCUUUCCCAGUCUAUGUCUAAAGCUAUUUUAAUGUGCUGCUAGUUUCCCCUGCAGUGGCUCUCUAAUAAUUCUCGCCACAAGUGUCCUUUCGGAUAACUCUGUUCUCUUAAGAGGCAGCUUUGCUUCCUUAAGCAGAUUAUGCUUUUCUCUCUUGGUUUCUUCAGCUCAAAGAGCUGUACACUCUCCUGAAUGAGAACUACGUGGAAGAUGACGACAACAUGUUCCGGUUUGAUUAUUCACCAGAGUUCCUCCUGUGGUGAGUUAAGGGUCCGUCUGAAUUUCUCUGCGGUGGUCUCCAUCUGUAAAAAAUUAAUACAUAAAAAUGAAAACUGUCUCCUUAUGCUGAAAAAACUAAAAUAUUGACCCAAGGUCUUGACUUGCCCAACAUGGGUCACUGCUACCCCAUAUGUAAAUCCCCCUUUUCCAAGGGUCAGGGGGCACCUGUUAGCUCAAUUGGCUAAAGCGUGGUUCUGAUAACGCCAAGGUUGUGGGUUCGAUCCCCAUAUGGGCCACCUGCAUAUUCCUGCAUUGCAAGGGGUUGGAUGAUGAGCCUCAGGGUGCCUUCCAGCUCUACGAUUCUAUGCCUGCUUCUGUUCUGAUAGUUUCAGUUGGAAACAGUAGAAACAGGGAACAUAUGUAAUGUGGGUACAUAUGUGUGGGGUAAGCUGGAACUCAUGGAGUCAAUCGUUGUCAGCCACUGAGUCAAAAUAGUGAUAGAUGAAGAGAGUUUCUCUCCAAAGGGCACACCGCCAUACCAAGACAAUUCUGCAGCCUCUGCAAUUUAUACAAAUUAAGCAUGCUUGGGUCAUGUGUUCUACUGUGCUGUUAUGCAGUCUGCCAUCUCCUGGCCACUAGGAGUCUUGUUUUCUUCUUCCCCAGCUACCCCAGUUCUGAAAUUUUACUGGGCAUAUAUACUGCCAAGCCUAUCCGUAAAGCCAUGAAACUUGCAGCUGGAAACUUUGACUUUUUCAUUGUGUGACGAUCUGCCUUUCGUACCUUGAAAGUCGAAUGGAAUCCGUUCCGGAAGUCUGACUUCCAAAACAUUCGAAAACCAAAGCGCGGCUUAUGUUUGGCUGCAGGAAGCUCCUGCAGCCAAUCGGAAGCCCUGUCAGAUGUUCAGCUUCCAAAAAUAGUUCGCAAACUGUAACAGUCACUUCUGGGUUUGCGGCGUUCAGGAGCCAAAAUGUUUGGGAACUAAGCUGUUCAAAAACCAAGGUACGACUGUAGGCCACGGUAGAGGGGACCUGUGACCCUCGAGAUAUUGCUGGACUCUUAAUACCCAUCACAGAAUUAUAGAGUUGCAGAGUUGGAAAGGACCAUGGGAGUCAUCUAGUCCAAUGCAGGAAACUUUUGCCCACCAUAGGGCUCGAACCCACAGACUGAGAUAAAUCUUCCCACCAAGCUAUAUCGGACCAUUGGCCAUGCUGGUGGGACUGAUGGGAGUUGGAGUCCCACAGCAUCUCAAGGGCCACAGUUUCCCCAUCACCUGCUUUAUACUGCCAUGCUAAGUGUAUCUGCCAUUUCAGUAUUACCUGCCUGGACUGCAGGGCCUCUUGAAGAGGUUUCCCCCGGGCUUAUUACUUGGCAAAGCGCCCUGCGCUUCAGUAGCGAUCUCAUGUGGGCUUUUGGAUCAAGAUGUCUUUGACGAGACCCUGUGUUUCUUUCAGGGCUUUGCGUCCUCCAGGCUGGCUGCCCCAGUGGCACUGUGGUGUGAGAGUCAUUUCCAGCAAGAAGCUGGUUGGCUUCAUCAGUGCUAUCCCGGCUGCUAUACACAUAUAUGACACGUAAGUCAAGCCACACACUUCUAUCUCUUGACUUUGGAUGCCCUUUGUGGAUUAAAGAAAAGGUUUCAAUUUGAGCUGGAGCCAUUUUUCACUGUUUCCGCUCUGUAACCUUUCAGAUGUGCAGGGGACCUUUGGGCGUGUGCAGAGUGCUUUUUUAAUUUUGUGCUGCAAAAAAGUCGCGUGGAACAAGUCAACCAGGCUUGAACCCCAACACCUCUCGUGCUGCAAGUUACGUAGCGGCUGGGAUCUUCUGGGGCUCUGCAGGCCUCUAUAAUAACAGGAUGUGGGUGAGGUAGAAUAUUGACUGAAUAGUACUGCCUGAAAACAGCCUAGUAAAUUGGUGUAUGCACAGAGAAACAGUGUGUGGGUGAUGAUAGGGACUUCAGCGUGGAUAUGAGACUUAAUAAAUCCAGCUAAAACGGAGGAUUUGCAGAAGAGCUGAGGAAACUCCAAAAAAUGUAUUUGUGAAAAAUUGUGUUAUGUGUUUUUAUAUUUUUGUAUUGUAAAAUGAAUAAUUUUUUUUUUUUUAAAAAGACUUAAUAAAUCCAGGACAGCCUUUCCUGCUCUCCUUCAGAUCGCUUUUCAAAAUGUGACAGAGAAACUGUUCUUCAGAGUUGUUGUCUUUCUCUUCCUCUGAAGGGAAAAGAAGAUGGUAGAAAUAAACUUCCUUUGUGUGCACAAGAAACUGCGUUCCAAGCGGGUGGCCCCUGUGCUGAUCCGGGAGAUCACCCGACGGGUCCACUUGGAGGGGAUUUUCCAGGCUGUUUACACUGCCGGUGUGGUACUGCCAAAGCCUGUUGGUACCUGUAGGUGAGUGUCAUUUCAUUUCGUUAUUGAAUUUAUAUGCCGCCCUAUACCCAGAGGUCUCAGGGCGGUUCACAAAAAAGAUCACAGUAUGGGAUGUUGAUUAGGUCAAGCAAAGGCCUGGUUAAAAAGGAACGUUUUUGUCUGGCGCCUAGAGGUCUAAAUAAUGAAGGCGCCAGGCCAACUUCCCUGGGGAGAGCAUUCCACAGACAGGGAGCCACUGCAGAGAAGGCCCCGUUCUCAUGUUACCACCCUCCGGACCUCUCAAGGGGGAGGCACACGAACGAGGGCCUCAAAUGAUGCUUGCAGGGUCCGGGUAGAUUCAUAUGGGAAGAGACUGUCCUUGAGCUAUUGCGGUCCUAAGCUGUUUAAGGCUUUAUAGGUCAAAACCAGCACUUUGAAUUGGGCCUGGAAACUAAUUGGUAGCCAGUGCAGUCGAACCAGGAUCAGUGUAAUAUGCUCAAAUCGUAAUGUUCUGGUGAGCAGCCUGGCUGCUGAAUUCUGCACCACCUGAAGUUUCCAAACAGUCUUCAGAGGCAGCCCUACGUAUAACGCAUUGCAGUAAUCUAACCUUGAGGUUACCAGAACAUGGACAACAGCAGUUAGGCUAUCCCUGUCCAAAUGGGGCAUAGCUGGGCCACCAGCCGAAGCUGAUGGAAGGCACUCCGGGCCACUGAGGCCACCUGAACCUCAAGUGUCAAGGUGUCUUACCUCGGCUUUACUUUUUUCUCCUCAAAGGUGGCUUCUGAGUUCCACAGUUCUUUCCCUCAUGUCAGCUCCCCAAUAGCAUCCUGUCUUUUGCCAAACCUGUCAAACGCACUGUGGCAUUUGCCUCCUAGGAUGGGUCAUAAGGAAAGGGUUAAAAUGGGUGUGAUGUGAUUGGCCAGUGAGAAUGCAAGGAGGGGGGAAAUAAAAGUUAGAGUGGGAGGUUUUGAAAGUCAGUUGAGUUGAGAGUUGAGGCUUGGGAGUUGAAGAAGGAAGAGGGAGGUUUAGGUGUGGGUUAGUAGAGUUGUAUUGUGAGAGAGUGAGAGGAAUUGUGAGGUGGAGUCAGAUAGAUAGUUGGAAUAAUCAGUUUGGAGUUGUUAGGAACUAAGAAUAAGAAACUGCCAAGUAAAAUUAACUGUAACCAUAAGCUUGUUCCUGCAUUUAAAAAAUAAACUUGAUUAUUUGUUUGUUAACAACUGACUGGACUCCGUGUGUCCCCGUGAGAUACGGGGUGGUGGCAGCGGAAAAAGCAAUUGCAGUGGCGGCACAGGGUCAGUAGACCGUCAAACAUCCGGGGGCCCUGUGUGUGAUCGCCACACGCACCUUCAAGUCUCCUCUUCCCAUGAUACUCGUGCUGCAGCUGCGAUAGGCAAGGGAGAUCCUAGAAGUAUCACCACUGCCCAGAGAGCAGGGCUCCAUCUCUAACCCCUGACUGACUGGAUAACAGGGGGAAGAGGGAUGCCGGGAAAUAAAUAAUAGGGCUUUCCUGCAAGAAGAGUUUCAGCCAUUGUUCUGGCAAGAUGAUUGAUUGAUUGAUUGAGUGUGUGUGUGUACCUUUCUGGGCCUAGGAGUAAAACGUACCUCCACUUUGGGGCGAUACUGAGUUAGGCCUCAAGUUACUAAGGCUUCCGUGGAGGAAUGAUGGGAUCCAAGUGGGAUGUCUAACCAGGAAGGCUCCUCUUUCCGGCAGGUACUGGCACCGGUCCCUGAAUCCGCGCAAGCUGAUUGAAGUAAAGUUUUCCCACCUGAGCAGGAACAUGACUAUGCAACGCACCAUGAAGCUCUAUCGGCUUCCGGAGGUCUGUGAUGGGCAGGGCAGUAACCUCAGUGGGGCCUUUGUGUAAGAAUCUUUCAAGCUGAGAUUGUACAUUUGCCACACUUUUCCUCACGCGAGCGAGGCAAGGAGUUUCAGAGCAUGCGGGGACCCUGACCUUUCCGCACUAUUUCCCCACGCGCCACUAGUUCCAUGUGCAGUCGUACCUUGGUUCUCGAACUUAAUCCGUUCCAGGAGUCCAUUCGACUCCCAAAACCGUUCGAAAACCAAGGCACAGCUUCCAAUCGGCUGCAGGAACUUCCUGCAGUCAAGCGGAAGCCGCGUCAGAUGCUCAGCUUCCAAAAAAUGUUCGCAAACUGGAACACUUCCGGGUUUGCGGCGUUCGGGAGCCAAAACAUACAAGUACCAAGGCGUUCGAGAACCAAGGUAUGACUGUACACUCUGGGCCCAAACCAGAUUGCAUUUAAAUGAGAAGUACCUUGUGAGCUGAAGCCUGAGCUGUACCCCUUGAGGUCAGGAAAGAUUUCCUUCUCACCCCGAUCGCAUCUCAGCAUUAGUUUUUCUUAGGUUCUCCCCGGCCCCGUUCUCCUUCCUCUGUAUCACCAGAGAUUAUUCUGCAUCUAGAGCAGCAAUCCCAAACCUUGCCAAGGGCACACCGGAGUCCCGGGAGAGAACUGCUCACGAGCCGCAAAGAAAUAAUUACAGGCUCCUCUGAGCCCAGCUCAUCCAUCUGCAGAGAAGAUUGCCAGCUGCAUCUCUGCGCAAGGUGUUAUCUUGGCCUUGCCUCCUCCUAAUCAUUCUCUUCCAUGGCUGGAUAAUUCCGCAACAUCUCUGCAUCAGAAUGUGAUUGGAGCAUUCAGUCCCUCUUGUAGCGCAGGGACCACAGAAGGUUUGCUUAUUUGGUCUCCAGGGAAGGCAGUGCUCUGGGCUUGUUUCCUUCGAAAUCUAAAGGCACACACUGCAGAAGCAUGAUUCACAGAGGAGGCAACCUCUCCUGUGUGGGAAGUUCUCUCUUAUAAAAGGUAAAGGGACCCCUGACCAUUAGGUCUAGUCGCGGAUGACUCUGGGGUUGCAGUGCUCAUCUCGCUUUACUGGCCAAGGGAGCCGCGUACAGCUUCCAAAAUUGUCCUUAUCUAGCCACUUCCCUUCUGUGCCUGGGCAAUAAAGGUAAAGGGACCCCUGACUAUUAGGUCCAGUUGUGACCGACUCUGGGGUUGCGGCGCUCAUCUCGCUUUACUGGCCGAGGUCAUGUGGCCAGCAUGACUAAGCCGCUUCUGGCGAACCAGAGCAGUGCACGGAAACGCCGUUUACCUUCCCGCCAGAGCGGUUCCUAUUUAUCUACUUGCACUUUGACGUGCUGUCAAACUGCUAGGUUGGCAGGAGCAGGGACCGAGCAACGGGAGCUCACCCUGUCGCAGGGAUUCGAACCGCCGACCUUCUGAUCGGCAAGCCCUAGGCUCUGUGGUUUAACCCACAGUGCCACCCCCGUCUCUUCUCUCUUAUACCCUAAAGCUAAAGCUUGCACAUGGAGGAUGGCACCCUUAAUUUCAGAAUAGUUGGGGGGGGUGUGGAAUGUUGACCCAUUUGACAAACCACAGAAGGGCAAGUAAUGAAUAGACAAAUGGAUUUUUUUAAAGUAACAUUGGUCAUUUAUUAUGUUCUGGAAUGGCAAAUUUCCAGGCAACAUUCAUCCAUAUGAUCCUUUUGCUGUGCUAUAGUGUAACAUAUAUUUAUAUUCCUUUAACAAGAUAAUAAUUAAUAAAAAGGUGCUUUCUGGGGAAAAAAGAAAAACCAAAGAGAAGGCUUCUUUGUAGAGUAUAAGGGUGAACUGCUCUUUUUUUAAUUCGGGAGAAAAACUUGCAUCAGCCACCAGAAAUGUUGGAAAUGUAGAUCAAGAGCCAAGAUGGUGGGUGAUACAGCGAUUAUGUGCCCCCCCCCACCAACAUUUUUUAGGAAUUUUUCCCAGCAUCAGAUUGGCUACUAAUGCAGAGUGGGGGUGCUUCCCUUUCCCUUCACUUGGAGUAUGUGUCUUGUUUGCUUGAGACACUAGCUCCAGAUGCACCUGCUUUCUCUUCUCAUGCCCCCACUAUAAUGUGAAUUAUAUUUAGGUUGCCUGGUAAGGAGCUAGAAGAUGGGUGGCCCUACCCUUGGAUGGGUAUUUAGACAGCCUUUGACCCUUUCCUGAUUCUCUGGCUGUAAAUAUUCUGAUUCCAGAGUCGGAUCAAAUGUGGUUUAUUGUGUCAAAGUGUAUUUGCUUGAAGUCGGGACGUAAAGAGGGUUCACCUUUUUAAAUUGGGAGAGCAUCAGGUCUCUGUAAGUUGAGCUUAGCUCUGUGCUGGUGUUUCCGGCUGCCAUGUGGAGUUGCUGGGCAAGCGGUCAUCUCCCAAGCUCACGGCUGUUCCCUGUGCUGAUUGGGUGGUUUUUGCUACUGGUCCCUCCCCCUUUUUAAAAAAAACAACUGAGAUGUAAUAGAGGGAAAUCCUUCAGUUUGCGAGUGGCCCUGGCACACGGGUGUUUGAGCACUGUUUGGUAACAGUCGCUGGGUGGCAACCAUGCCAUGUGAACCACCUGAAAUAGUUGAGGCACAUCUUUUGAGAUUAUCCAUCAUACCACAAUUGCAACAGUGAUUUCCAGAAAGGUUCCAGUGUGACUCUGUGCAACUCUGCACUAGCACCAUAUUUUGGGUUGUCGUAGUGCCCCUUACUUCUCCCUGCCAGUGGGCAGCAAACUGGCACAGAAUCUGAUCUGGUAAAUGUGUCUGGAGGAGUUUCCACCACCCCCAUUGCCCUUAAAUGCACUUGGUCCCCCAAGAAAGCCUUAUGUGGCUGCUUCCUAAUUCUCUGGAUCUCAUGCAUUAAACCUUCCAAAAUUGUCCUUAUCUAGCCACUUCCCUUCUGUUGCCUGGGCAAUAAAGGUAAAGGGACCCCUGACUAUUAGGUCCAGUCGUGAUCGACUCUGGGGUUGCGGCGCUCAUCUCGCUUUACUGGCCAAGGGAGCCGCCUACAGCUUCCGGGUCAUGUGGCCCGCAUGACUAAGCCGCUUCUGGCGAACCAGAGCAGCGCACGGAAACGCCGUUUACCUUCCCGCCGGAGCGGCACCUAUUUAUCUACUUGCACUUUGACGUGCUUUCGAACUGCUAGGUUGGCAGGAGCAGGGACCGAGCAACGGGAGCUCACCCCGUCACGGGGAUUCGAACUGCCAACCUUCUGAUCGGCAAGUCCUAGGCUCUGUGGUUUAACCCACAGUGCCACCCGUGUCCCGCGUGGGCAAUACGAUUAGCUCAAUAUAAUAUUCCUUUCCGUCUGAGCCACCCCCGGGCCAACACAAAAGUGCUUUCACUGGCCAGGACUGCAAUCUCCAGCCACAGGAAUGUGCAUGCAGAAGGUUCAUCCACGUAGCUCUGGGGACCCUGCGCAUAGGUUUGCUUGGCACAGAAGCUGCACAGCACAGGCGCAUUUCACAGCUGUCACAGCAGGAGGAGCCAGAGAACAGGGCUGUGCAGUCUCUGAUAAGAUUUCUCUGCUGGCGUCAACUUGGAGUGAAGGCGCCAAGCAGCGCCUCAUCGCAGAAGGAGAGCGAAACAACCCCGAACAAUUUUUAGAACAAAUUGCUUAGAAACUGUUGGAGAAGGAUGUGGUAGUAAAGGGCACCUGUGGAUCUAGUUUAUCGGGGUUCAAACUUUCCCCCUACCCUAGAGAUUGAACACUGGGCAUCUUGGCAGGUAUUCAGCUAAGCUUCCAUCAGCGUAGACCCCUCAAAAUUAAUGAGCACGACUCAAGUUAGGUCCAUUCAUUUCAGUGGUUGUCCUUGCAGUAAAACUGAGUUGAAAACCACCCUUGUCACUGAGCCACAGCCCAUCCUCCAGCAGUCCUGAGGGUACGGUCUGCAAACCGCCAGUCUAGCUGUGAAGCCCGUCCUUCACUGUCAGCCAGGAUCCCCAAAUGCCUUUCUAAGCAAACCCUUUUCCUCUGACUUUUCCCCCAGACUCCAAAGACCCCAGGGCUGCGGCCGAUGGAGCAGAGAGACAUCCCUGCUGUGCACAAACUUCUGGCUGAGUAUCUGAAGCUGUUCAACUUGACCCCUGUCAUGAAUGAGGAGGAGGUGGAGCACUGGUUUCUACCCCAGCCCAACAUCAUAGACACAUUUGUAGUUGAGGUGAGGAGCGCUUUUCCCCCUGUCACUUCACAGCCAAUGAGCAGAGGGCAGAGAGAAGGGGUUGGGGAGUUCUGCAGUCUGUCUCCCCAGUCCUGCUGCAUAUGAAGUAGGACAAAUUGCAUGCAGGUGGGCAGAUGCAUCAUAAUUAUUAUUAUUAUUAUUAUUAUUAUUAUUAUUAUUGGUGUCACAUCUUAUGACCUUACUCCACAGACAGAAUCAAGAUACUUAAAUACAGUCGUACCUUGGAAGUCGAACGCCUUGCCAGUUGAACAUUUUGGCUCCCAAACAUCACAAACUCUGAAGUGAUUGUUCUGGUUUGCAAACGUUCUUUGGAACCCGAACGUCUGUUGCGGCUUCCAGUUGGCUGCAGGAGCUUUCUGCAGCCAAUCGGAAGCCGCGCCUUGGUUCCCGAAUGUUUUGGAAGUCGAACGGACUUGCAGAAUGGAUUCUGUUCAACUUCCAAGAUACCAGUGUAUACGUUUUUAAGUACAGAAAAAGCCAUACUCCUUUGGGAUAAAAACAGCCCUGAACAUUUGUGUGAAGUGAAUAUAUGAAGGGCAUUGCUGUACUUGCAGUCAAAUUUAGCAGAUUUUUCACGCAUUCAAGCUGAAUAAGGUGUUAGAAUGGAUUUUGCUCUUGUAGACUGCUGGUGGGAGGGAAUGCCAAUUUUAAUGCUCCCCCACAUAGAAGAAUAUCCUUGUAAAUCACUGGCUCCCAAACUUAUUUUCCCAUAGACAGCUUGAAAAUUGCUGAGGGGCAGUUAAUGAUUUUUCUUCCUGUUGCAGCAAUUGCAAUGUGCUUGAUUUUUCUUCCUGUUGCAGCAGUGGCAAUGUGCGUGAUUUUUAAUUGUAUUUUUAUUGCUUCGUUUAUGUCUUAUGUAUUUUAAUGAAUAGGCAAUCCCCCCAUUUAUGCGUUUUCAGUAUGUGUGAGACCACACACAAAUGUAUUUGCCAAACCUAGAAGUGACCCGAAAAUGUCACGAGAAGAGGCAGGGCAGGGGCAGAACAUGGUGUUUGCCGGCUUUUUCAAUGGUGUUUCAAAUAUUUCACUUAAAUGUGCAAUGCCUGUGUAAAUGGGGGUGUGCCUGUAUUACAGUUUGAACUCCACAGAAUUCAAAUUGUAAUACAGUAAAUUGCAAUAUAAGAAGCAAUAAAAAUACAGUGGUGCCUCGCAAGACGAAAAACCCGCUAGACGAAAGGGUUUUCCGUUUUUCGAUGCGCUUCGCAGGACGAAUUUCCCUAUGGGCUUGCUUCGCUAGACGAAAACGUCUUGCAAGUCUUGCGAUUUUUUUCGCUCCCCCCCUUUUUCUAAGCCGCUAAGCCGCUAAUAGCCUUUUAGCAGCUAAGCCGCUAAGCCUUUAAUAGCCGCUAAACCGCUAAUCCGCUAAGCCGCUAAUAGGGUUGCUUCGCAAGACGAAAAAACCGCUAGACGAAGAGACUCGCGGAACGGAUUAUUUUCGUCUUGCGAGGCACCACUGUACAAUUAAAAACCAGUACCAAUAUUUCAUGUACUGUCUUCAGCCACAAAUCCACAGGCAUGCUGCAGGCCCCCUGAAUGAAGCUUAUGGACCACCGGUUUGGGCCUGCUGCUGUAAAUUCAAAAGCAACAAGUAUUCCCACAUCAGUGGAGAGGUUCUAGCUCAGCCCAUUCCUUGCUGUGCUAGGUUUCUGCAUGGCUUUCCCCCACCCACAGUCCGAAGUUCUAUUCAUCAAGAGUCAUUGCCAUCUUAAUUCCCAAUCCAUUUUGUUUCUUUUCUAAACCAGAAUAAUAUUGUACCCUGUUUUUCGCUCCAUAAGACACACUUUUUUCCUCCUAAAAUGUAUGGGGAAAUGUCUGUGCAUCUUAUGGGGCGAAUGCACUGGACGGCAGAGGGAUCCCUCGGCUGCUGCUGCAGUCGUGAGCUGAGGGAUGCCUCCGCAGCUGGAGCCAUGGCUCCCGUCUGUCGCUCGCUGUAAAGCCCGCAGAGUAAGAGCCGCUGACACGCUCUGCGCAGCUCUUGCUUUCCUUGCUUUAAAGCAAGAGCCGCGCAGAGCGUGUCAGCGGCUCUUGCUUGGCUUUAUAGCGAGGUGGGAGGAGGGAUGGGCAAGCCAAGUGAGAGCUGCGCAAAGCGGGACAGAAGUCAUGUAAGCAGCUCUCGUUUUGCUUGCUUUAAAACAAGAAAAGCCAGAGCAGCUUACACGCUCUGCACAGAAUAUAAUUUUCUUCUUGUUUUCCUCCUCUAAAAACUAGGUGCGCCUUAUGGUCAGGUGCGUCUUAGGGAGCGAAAAAUACAGUAAUUGGAGAGAAGGGAGGAAUGAGAUCUUCUUGCCCCGCUAAGUUGGAGAGGGCAGGCCUGAUGGCAGAUGAAGCCAACUUGCUUCCCCCACAGCUGAACACUGGCAGAGUCUGGGGGAUUUAAUUCUAAAAUGUAUCUCACUGUUUACUUCAGAACACCGAUGGGGAGGUGACUGACUUCCUGAGUUUCUACACCCUGCCCUCCACGAUUAUGAAUCACCCAACCCACAAGAGCUUGAAGGCGGCCUAUUCAUUCUACAAUGUCCACACCAAGACACCACUUCUCGACCUCAUGAAUGAUGCCCUUAUAUUGGCCAAGAUGGUAAGCUGCGCUCUUUAGGUUACGUUAUUUCCUUAAUGUAACAUUCGGGGAAACGUGCUAAAAACAAUCUUGUUUAUCAGAGCCCAAUAUAUAUGUUAAGGAGACCUGAGGAGCAGUACAGAAUUGAUAGUCCUGAAUGUCUGAGUUACGGGAUUUUUUUAAAGCAACAUUCACACACUCAUGGCACUUGAGGGGGGAAAACUGGCCUAUUUUUUUCUGGAUGCUAAGGAAUUUCAAAGCAUACAAAUAAGCCCAAUGUGUCUCCCUGCCAUACCUCUUUGUGCAGAGGGGCUUUGAUGUUUUCAAUGCACUGGAUCUCAUGGAGAACAAGACCUUCCUGGAGAAGCUGAAAUUCGGGAUCGGAGAUGGAAAUCUGCAGUAUUAUCUCUACAAUUGGAAAUGCCCCAGCAUGGGGCCAGAGAAGGUAGGUGACCAUUGCUGUAGAGCAGGGACGUCCAACGCCUAAGAGACUGCAAUCUACUCUCGGGGGGGGGGGGGAGAGCAGGCAGUGAUCUACCCCUUUUGGGGGAGUUCAGGUCAUAUUUGUUAAACCUUUUAUUAGGAAGGAGAGUCCUUUUUUAGGGGUUCUGGUCUAAGUUCUUGACUUUGUUUAGGGAGGAGAAUCCCAUUAUUUUGGGGUUCAGGUCAAAGUUGCUGACACUCCCGUUUUUGGAUAGAAAAGGAACAAAUUUUAGAAGGGGGGAAUGGGGGGAAAACAAUCACCUAAAAAUCACAAAGUAAACAAUCUGCCUCUGAGCAAAAACCCCAGCAAUCAUGCGCAAAUGGAGGAUAGGGAUAUGCCCGGGGGUCUCACGGCGGUUCACAGAAUAAAAUCAAGAUAUAGAACCACAAAAUACCUACUAAAAAUAACAACCCAAUAGCUGCCCCCCAAACAAAAAAACACAUUUGGUUGAUGUAAAUUGGAUCAACCAAAGGCUUGGUUAAAAAGGAACGUUUUUGCCUGGCGCCUAAAGGUGUAUAGUGAAGGCACCAGGCAAACUUCCCUGGGGAGAGCAUUCCACAGACGGGAGCCACUGCAGAGAAGGCCCCGUUCUCGUGUUGCCACCCUCUGGAUCUCUCAGGGAGGAGGCACACGAAGGAGGGCCUCAGAAGAGGAUCACAGGGACUGGGUAGGUUCAUAUGGGAAGAGGCGGUCCUUGAAGUAUUGCGGUCCGGGGCUGUUUAAGGCUUUAUAGGUCAAAACCAGCACUUUGAAUUCGAUAGCCAGUGCAGUCGAGCCAGGAUCCGUGUAAUACGCUCAAACCAUCUCGUUCCGGUGAGCAACCUGGCCGCUGAAUUCUGCACUAGCUGAAGUCCUACGUAUAACGCAUUGCAGUAUACAGAUGCAUCUCUGCGCUUCUUGGUCCUCGCCACUGUAACUGUUGGGGCACAAGGCCUCUUUUGUGCAACUGGACAGCUUGCAUCCAUCCACGAAGAAACAAAAGUUCUCAACCUUUCCUAACCCUUCCCCUCUAUGCCGGUUAUUUCCAUAGGUUGGCUUGGUGCUGCAGUAACCAGUAAUCUCUGGAGAAGGGCUGGCAAAGCCGCUGAGGACAGGCUAGAGUGGAACUGCUGGCCGUUGCCGUUCAGAUGUCUAUGGAAGUGCGACCCUCCUGCGGAGGAGCUGGCGCCCCCCUACACUGGCCAUGCGGACCGUCCACUGACACUUCUGAUGAUUGUACCAUGCGCCUCGGAGUGCGCCGACAUGUUAGCAUCAGCACUUGGCCUCUUCUCCCCCCCCCCCCCCCGUACAACCACGAUCAAGGGAAUGUAACUGCUGAAAAACUAGCUCACAAUUGGCAUAUAUUGGAGUUAACGGGUGAAUAAUAAUAAAAAAAUAUAUUAUAUAUUCUAUACUUUAACCAUGUUUGCUGUUCAGCGGAACUGGGACUGGAACCACGGGGUUGCUUAGCUUUCUGUUGUAGAAAUAGCGUUGAAAAUGGCCCAGAUUGCCCCAACCAUCACCAGCAAAAUUAGUGUUUUGUGGUGCAUCCCAACACCCAGCUAUAUCCAGUGUUUCUCGGUGACAUCUAAAGCACAAUUGAGCUUCAGUGUGAGUUUUCUCUGGUGUGGUUGCCCAAGGCUGGUGCCAGUUAAUGAUGUUGGGGGGUUAUUUGUUUUUAAAGCCUAUUUUCUGCCUUGUGCAUGCAGCAAAGGGCUAACGUGCUUAAUACUCCAGCUUUUCUUUUGGAAAGAAAUAAAGGGCUAAUUUAGUGACUUACGGAGCUGUCCCAGAACUGAACUCUUGUGGGAUGAUGUAUGUAGCUGUCCCAUCUCUCCUGUCCUGGACUUGCGCUAAAGUUUGUCGCUGCGACACUUGACUCUCCAAACUGUUAACAGCCUGUGCCUUUUGGCUCUUAAAAUCCAUGUUGGCCAUGCCUUGCUUUAUGGGAGCAGUUCUUCAUUUUCCCCCUCCAAGAGAUGGGAGUUAUUUGGGGCUUGCGAUGUCUUGGAACUACAGCUCCACCCCAUCUGUGUUUUCCUACAACAGAAUCAUACGCUCUGCCCGUUUUUCGACCUUUCCUGAGCUGCAGCGUCUCCCUUCUGCUUAAGUCAACUAACAGUCCGCUUGUACUGCCCAGCCCUGAAAAGAACAUUUUUGUGCUCCCUUCUGUGAGAAUCUGCUGAUAUUAUGAGAAACUUUCCUGGCAGUUGUGCCUGUUGCCUGUCUGCAUAAUCCCAUGAGAAUUUCAUUCAAGCUAUCAUGGGAAUGGCUAUCUGUAACUUUGCCAAUGAAUACUUGCAACGGGAGACAGACCAUAUUAUGUUGCUGGUGUAUCUGUUACAGCCAGGUUAUUUUACUUCCUGAAGUUGGGAAGAUCAGGCCUUCAUUCGAGGGCUUCUGCUCAGUGACCUCUUUCAAGGAAGAGGCUUUCCAGUUUCCCAGUGAAAAUGACCCAACACUAAGGAGAUAUGUCUUUCUACACCCACCGUUCCUGUCUGUCUUCCAAAAUCAACAGAUUUGUUAUCUGUGCAGUGAACAAGAUGGAUGGGCCUUGUCUUACAGAGGGCUCUCCCAAGUUUUGCUACGGUGGGAAACACCACCAGGGAAAUGGGCUUUUCGAAAGGUCUUCUCCAUAUCUGGAAGGCGUUGGAAGUCAUCUGCUGGAAAACAAGGAUGGCUGAAAAGAAGCUGGGACCGUGAAGAAGAGCAGGAGGGAGGAAUUGGCCUCCCAUGAAUUAAAGAGGUGCCACUUGGAUCUGUGAAAACCCAUCGGUGGCGUUUGUGGUGGGAGACAGCCACUCUACUUCAAGGUUUGAGCUGAGAUCCUAGGAAGGGUGUAACUCUUAUCGUAGCCAAGUCAGUGGCUUUUAUGUUGUUGUUUUUUAAAAAUACCAUUUAAUAUAAAAAUUUAUAAGAAAUUCACAUUAAAAAAUACAACACAAUUCAAUGAAAUUUGCUAAGAACUGGCUAAAAAAUGCAACUGUAUCCCAAAUAAAAAUAAGCAGUGUACAUAAGGGGAAAGGGUCAAGGGUUUGGACAGGCUUAGGAAAACUUGAGUUUUUAAGAGGCAUUUAGACGUCGUCAUGGUUCCUGCCUCACAGAUUUCCAGAGGGAGGGCAUUGCAGAGGUCAGCUUGGUUUUCACUGAAGGAGAUGCUCUGCUAGCUAUCCUGGUCCUGUGUUGUUUAGGGUUUUAAAUGUUAACAACAAAACCUGUAGUUUAGGCUGGGGAAACCUGUGUCUACAUCCUUGGGAUGGGGAAUCUGUGGCCUUCCAGCUGUUGACUGCAACUCCCACCAUCCCUAACCACUUACCAUGCUGCCAGGGGCUGAUGCGGGUUGGGAGUCCCAACAUGAACUGGGGACACCACAGGUUCGCCUCCCCUAAUCUAGGCCAUAUCCUGUCAGACUGAAUCUCCAUAGAGAAAAAUAGCAUGCAUAGGGGAGAAGGCUGGACUGCAACCGAUCUUCCUCACCUCUAGCUUCUUUGUAUGGUGGAGCAUCCAUUUCUGUGACUACCCGUUCUCUGAAAUGGUACAAUCCAGACAUAUUUACCACCUGAGUUAAAACUGGGUCCCAAGUGCGGUUCCUUCCACUGCUGGGCAGAAAAGGACAGCAUUAUCUAGAUAACUUGGCACCUCCUCAAAGUGCUAUAUCUGUUGCAAAAGAUGUAUAUCUCAUUCCUUACUUUGCCGACGGCUUUCUACCCAAGCAUUGUAUUUUGGAAACGGACCCUCCUUCGUGAAGACUGAUUCAUAAAGACGUAAUGGUUUCAAAACACGUUUGGAGGAAGAGGAAAUCCCCCUUAAGCUAGAAACCAGCGAUUGUGCAAUUCUUGUGUCGUAGGCUGGCAACGCCUGCAGCUUUUAACCUGCUUGUGCAGUUGACUCAGAGCUUGUUACGUCACCCGUGGAGGUUCAGUAGAACAUUACGAAAAGGAUCUCUCCCGUGAUCUGUGCUUGCUUUGUCCAAGUUGCCUUUGCGUCUUUCCACGGUCAAGUGUUUUGCUGCUUUAUUCAGAAGGAAUACCUUCAUUUCCACCCGAGAGGGGUUUGAGAAAACACCCCCUUGGAUUUCCAAUGCUUUGAAAACUUUGUGAGAACUAUAAGCCUGACGGCAGCAGCUCCUUCGACAGGACAUGCCUCUGGCAUUGAAAGAGCACUGGAGUUUCCCUGGCUAAUUCCCGUUUGCUUCGCAGACAUGCUCCCAGCUCUAGAUUCUGUAUAGACUUUGAUAGUUCCGCUUCUAGCAUUUUGCCCUUGGUUUGGAUCCAUUUUCAUUUUGGAUACGCUUUUGAGGUGUGCUGUGAUGAGGACACAGACAUCCAGCCUGGGCUUGUGCGUUUCUCUCUCUAUAUAUUGCAGUCUCUGUAUAGCAUUCUUCAAAUGUGAUAAAUGUGUAAUAUUCCUUUUCACCCCUUGUGUGCUUAUUGGUGGGGAGUAUCUGCUAACUUUGGGCCAAAGAUCUGACAGUGGUAUCCUACUUCAAUGGCUUUUGAGUGUGUGAUUCAUUAAGAUGGGAGCCACAUGAAUAUAGUCAUGCCUUGUGGGGUGGGGGCUGUGAGUGCUACAGUGGCUUUUUAAAAAAGUCCUGCUGAAAGUAAGGUUUUCCAUUCCAAGGAGGCAGGAGAACCCUCUUCCCAAUCUCAUGUCUCCUGUGUGCUAAUAGGAGAUGGCUCAGCAGUGCAAGGCAUUUCUCUUCCUCGCAUGUCCCUUAACUGGAUGCAGAGCCUAUUAAUCUGUUCUCAACGGAAAUGCUUUUUAAGGAUCUGGCUAUAUGUUGAGUUCUACCAGCAAAAGAGCUCUGUCUUCAGAGAGCUUCCUGCUGGAGGGGAUUCAGUAAAGAGCAAUCCCAAAGCCUAUAGUAGGGCCAACCAAUGUUUAACCAAUCAAAACAUUGCAGAGGAGGAGAUUAAAAAACACAAACCUGUUGGAGGAGCUGCUUUCGGCUGCCUUUCUCCAUCCUUUGUUUAGAUCCUUUUGCAUUCUCCUUGGGUCCUGCCUUGCUUUUUAAAAAUUGGGAAUGGUGGCGAUUGUCCUGAAUAACUUUUUGUCUCAACUUGCUGCCUACAGCCUAAGAGUCGAUGGCACAGCGGCAGGAAGAAGGAGGAGGGGAAAGGUGGCUUUGCCACGAGAGAAGGCAACACAGAGAAAUGCCACGUUUGUUUGGGAUACAGAAUAUUUCCCUCUCCUGGGAAAUGUUGAUUCCACCCAAUAUUCCUAAAUCGAACAACCCUUGUUGUUGAAGACUGCUCUUGUGGUACACUGAAGAAUAAAGCAUCACCAUUCCUUACAAACUCUAAAAGUUAACAUUUUCAGCUAUUGGAGUGAAGUUUGCUUUCAAUUUUCCACCAAAAAAUAAAAGACGCAGCUAUAUAUCUUCCUUGCCACAUCAUUGUGACGUGGUUGUCAUUGGCAGAAAGGGCUUUUUGAGCAACACAUGAAUAUUGGUAGAAGGGAGAGAACUACAGUGGUGCCUCGCAAGACGAAAAGAAUCCGUUCUGGGAGUCUCUUUUUCGUCUUGCGAAGCAAGCCCAUUGAUGGGAUUAGCGGAUUAGCGCGAUUAGCGCUAUUAGCGGCUUUUAGCGGCUUUUAGCGGCUUUUAGCAGCUUAUCAGCUUAUCGGAUAAGCAGAUAAGCGGCUUAGCGACUUAGAAAAAGAGGGGGGGAAAGGAAAAAAACAACCCAGGAACUUGCAAGACAUUUUCGUCUUGCGAAGCAAGCCCAUAGCAGAUUCGUUUUGCGAGGCACCUCCAAAACGGAAAACUCUUUCGUCUAGUGAGUUUUCCGUCUUGCGAGGCAUUCGUCUUGCGGGGCACCACUGUACACCGCUACCGUCACUUUAUAAAUGGGAAAGGAAGUUCCAGAUUUUAAGUAUAGGAACUCAAGCUUGGACACUAUUAAGGUCUGAAAUUGUGCACUGAAAACAGCACAUGCCUGCUUCGGAAUCCAACAUCUACCCAAGAAACCAAUUGCUCACUCAGAACUUAAAUACUAAAUGUUGAAAUGUGGAUUUUGAAAACCAGACUCCACAUUCUGAAAUGCAGAUUCCCAUACAGAUAUCAUUUCCUGCCCUGAGUCCCAUCACAGUUACGUCUCUCUGUUAAGGGCAAAGAUUGUAGUUCUAUUUUGUUGUCGUUUAAACACACCAUAUUUGUUCCAUGGAAUUUGAAAUUUCUGUGACACUGGGAUUUUGUUAAAAUAAAAUAUUUUUAUUAUAGCUAUUCAAUACAUUAUAAACAACAGUCUCUUUUGAUACAUAGAAGCUUUCAAAAUCAAAUUCUAGAAAGUGACACUGGUUCUUGGGGGCUUCUUCCUUUAUAAUAUCAAAGAAGUGAGAUGGGUAAGAGGGUGAAAUCACACCAGUGCUGCGUCUUGCGGAGUUUGCAAAGUCUAGAUUUGUAAACUCUGUUUAGUUCAUAGUGAAAUUAUGAUCCGGGGGGGGGGGGGGAAAGCUGGGAAGAAUUUGUCCUAUGCAGGGCAUUGUCAUACAAUCUACCAUGUUCUAGAGAUGGGCUCAGACCAGAUCCCGUAGAUCAAAAUAUCUAAUCCCAACUCUACAGAAACUCACUUGAUUGCUUCUUUAAUAUCUCUAGGAAGAUAUUUGUUUGGUUGUUGUUUUUUUAAUAGCUCUGCCUUACUUAAAUCUACUUUGCUUCCAACCCAAUCCCCCAAACCCCUAUUCUAGAGGUAGCCAAAAUGGUGCUCUCUAGGUGUUGGGCAGAACUCCCACCAUCUGCCUACUUUUCUUGGGAGAUGUAUUUAAUAGCAAGGUUUGUUUUCCUUUUGAAAACUGCCCUUGUCCCGUCCCCCCUUAGUAAGAAAUGUGUGGGGCUGUCACUGGGGAAAAUGGCCCCAUGUCAACAGUUGUUUCCUCUUCCUUCUGAGAACGUCCAAUAAUCCAAAGUGUGUGAUAAUGUCCAUUGCUUUACAACUUUCCCUUCCUCUGCAUCAUUAGCUGCUACUGGGGGCUUAAAAGGCAAGGCCAGCGUAUCGGAUUUUUGCAUUAGCAGGUAUAACUCGGAACGGGGGCUGUGGUCUAAGUCACUUGCCACGCUUCCCCUUAACGUGUAUUGCCAGUCCCUUGGUCACUGUCCUUCAAGCGCUCUUGCCUUACCGUUACGAAAAAGGAAGGCUUUUCAAGCUAGUUGUUUUGAACGUGAGCCUUAACUGCACCCACCCAGGUGUAGGAAGUUGCACACAGCCGUGACUCCCCUUGUGUCUGCAAAGGAAAUUAAGCAAACUCCCUCAUCCCCAUCGAAUGUGAUGGGCUGCAUGCGAUUUGUCUGGCUUUCCCCUCUACCAAGUAGGGAUUUCUCGUUUUAGGAAAUCCGUGGCUGUUAAUCCGUGGUCCAUAGCCCAAUCUUGGGCAGAACCUGUGCACUGAGCCAAAAAGCUCUGAUACUAAGUGACUAGAAAGGGCAAGGUUGAGUUGAGCUCCAAUAUGACCUGUUGUCUGGCAAAACGGCUCGUUAACUUGCUAAUAAUGCCUGCUUUUAAACUAUGUGAUGCAGCAACCCAAAGCGCCAAAAGAAUAGGUGUAUUAAUAUGCCCUUUUCAAAUUAACCAAGGGGAAAAGGCUAUUGUGGAGGUAGCAAGCCUUUUUUAUCCUGAAGGACAGGAGCUUAUUGUAAUCCCAUCUUCAAAAGAACCAGUAGGAAAAAGUGCUUCUUAAAAUAUAGUGUGACGUGUACAUGAACUCUUUGGGCACGCUAAUAUUAAUUUGCUAACGCUUGAACCAAUAUAUACAGUACUACUUUGAGAGCCUAGUAUAAUACGAGUCCUGACCUGCUCUUUUGGGACAAUCGGAAGUCAGUGGCUUGUGAUUUAGACUGACGAUCUGCUAGCUUAAAUUUCUAGCCGAAAUUUGUUGCCAGGGUAUCAAAAGUCUGGACUGGCUUCACAAGCUGAUGAGGACUGACUGCCUAUUUCCUAAAAAAGCAAAGAUAAAGUUUCCUACAGCCUCAACCCAACUUCCAACCAAAUGUACUUUGCUGGGCCGAUCCUCUCCAAACCCAUAUUGCCACGGGCAGGCUAGUCUAGGCUCGGUUCAAUCUGUGGCUCACAUUCCUCUGCAGCCUAGAGGGCUGUACCAGAAGCCUCAAACAGGAUCCGUCCACCGGCGGAUUGCUCACAACCCUCUGCUCCUCCUGACCUCCAUUCUCAAAAUCCCCGUUCUAACGAGCUACGCAAAACCAACAAAUCCUUUUACUCGCUACUUCUCACAAGAGCCGUGUGACUGUCAGAAACUUAAGGAAGAUAUUCCCAUCUCGUGUUCCCUUCCCAAACCAUAAUGGGGAAGGGGAUGGGCCGGGGCCCUCUCCCCGGUCUAAAAACCCUGUCCGGAAGAGAGAUAUUCUAGGAGUUGCUACACCGCUUGGGCUGUUUAUCUUCAAUAGCACAAAGGUUUUUUCAGUCUUCUAACCCUAAUGCGAGUCGGGGUCUCUGAGCGAGGGUUGCUUGCGCACCCGAUUCAGCCCAGACCAGGGGGGCUGGGGCAUGCUGCUUCCUCAGCGUGGUCCAGAUGCACACAUCUGGGUGAGCGGCGGCCGGUUAUUGGAAUCAGCAGAGCCACUCCUCCGCCACAGGCCAGAUUUGACUUGGAUUCUUGACAAUCCAACGCCUUUCACAUCUUCCUGCAUCUGACGUGCACAAACAGCGUGGCUGGAGACAAAGAGGUCCCAUCUUUGGAGAGCAGGUGGAUAUGCCGGUAGCCUGAGGAAGGAAAUCCAGUCAGAAAGGAAGAGGGAGAUAUGUGGUGGACCUGGAAAAAAGCUAAAGGCUUUUGGGAAAUGAUAUACAGUCGUACCUUGGAUCCUGAACGCCUUGGUACACAGACAUUUUGGC
Messenger RNA from Podarcis lilfordi (Lilford's wall lizard), 30743 nucleotides. Lineage: Eukaryota; Metazoa; Chordata; Lepidosauria; Squamata; Lacertidae. The record is from the annotation of a GenBank genome assembly.